Protopterus annectens (West African lungfish) is the source of this 8923-nucleotide messenger RNA. It is a transcript of the gene STAB2, whose product is annotated as stabilin 2. The record is from RefSeq and is a predicted model, not a curated record. The coding region runs from base 67 to 7584 and encodes 2505 amino acids. Lineage: Eukaryota; Metazoa; Chordata; Ceratodontiformes; Protopteridae. The transcript is spliced from 68 exons. Gene Ontology annotation, biological process: cell adhesion. Gene Ontology annotation, molecular function: hyaluronic acid binding; calcium ion binding.
CCAGACUCUGCUCACAAACCAUCCCUUUAACUUGCACUUUAAUUGACAUCUGAGGAAAGCUUAAGAAUGGAAGGAAACCUGCUUGCUGUGUUUCUACUUUUAUUCCUUGGCGCUGUGAAAGAGGUGAAAGUGAGCAAUGUAUGCAAGGAAAACGUAGUGAUUCAGACCAAAACUGCUUGCCAGCCCUGCAUUCUGAAUGCCAAAAUCAGCUGUCCUGCUGGCUACAAAAGAAAUACGCAAGGGAGUGGCACUAGUGAUUGCAGAUAUUACCGUGAAAUAGUUCUACAGACACUGAGUUUUCCUGGCUGUCGCCAUACCUGUAUCAAGGAAGCUGUAGAAACUAAGUGCUGCAAAGGAGCCUGGGGACAAGAUUGCUUAGAUUGCCCAGGAGGAAAGGAAAGUCCCUGUAAUAACAGAGGAACCUGCUCAGAUGGUAUUCAAGGCAAUGGAACCUGCAUGUGUCAGGUAGGAUUUGGAGGUACUGCCUGUGAGAGAUGUGCUGAAGACAAAUUAUAUGGCCCGAACUGCAAUUCAGUCUGUAGCUGUGUCCAUGGUACAUGCAACAGUGGAAUAACAGGAGAUGGGACAUGCACUUGUUAUUCUGGCUACACAGGACCUCAGUGUGACCAAUCUAUCCCGGAAUGUGAAACUAUGGCAUGCCCACAGAAUUCCAGAUGCACCUUACUGAGUACAGGAAGGCUGGCAUGCAUGUGCUUACCAUAUUACACUGGAGAUGGGAAGAAAUGUGAAUUAAUAAACAUAUGUGUAAACAAGGUCUGUGACCCUAAUGCUCAGUGCACUAUGCUUGGACCAAACAAAUACAUCUGUUCCUGCAACAAAGGAUUCACAGGUGAUGGAAAAGUGUGCCUGCCAAUAGAUCCCUGUCAGGAAAACUUUGGGAACUGUCCACCAAAUUCAACUGUCUGCAAAUACGAUGCUCCUGGCAAAGCACACUGUGAAUGCAAGGAUGGAUUUCAGAACCUGAUUCCAGGAAAGGGAUGCACCCUACCAGAUCUCUGCAGGACGAACAAUAACUGUCAUAAAAAUGCUGUGUGUACCACUGAAUUACCAGGAAAAAUUACGUGCACCUGUAAAGAAGGCUAUUCUGGUGACGGCUUUACCUGCUAUGGAAAUAUUAUAGAAAGAAUGAAAGAGCUGAACACAGAAGGACAAUGGCAAGGAAAGUUAUCAUCUGCGAUUGCACUCUUUGACACAGAGUAUGCAUGGCCUCUGAGUAGUCGUGGACCAUUUACGCUGUUUGUGCCAGUGAAUAAUGGCUUCAAAGGAACAACGUUACAAAGCCUCACAGCUGACAAACUAAAAGCAAAGUACUUGGCCAAACUGCAUAUUGUUGCUGGUCAGAUCGAUAUCACAGCAAUAAGAACUAAAGAACCUUUCUACACUUUGACUGGAAAGCAAGGGGAGAUGACCAAAGAAAACAAGGACAGUCAGAUAAUACUUGGACUUUUUGGAAGUACUAAAAAACUGAAGAUUCUUGCAGGGGACAUUAUUGCCUCUAAUGGAGUCCUACACAUUGUGGACAAAGUGAUGGAUAAGGUAGAGCCAUCUCUCCAGAGCAACGAAAAUAAAACAAUACUGGAAAUAUUAGGAGACAAUGGAAGAUAUAAAAAAUUCAGAAUGUUACUACAGGCAACUAAUCUUGCCCAGACACUAGAGCUCCCUGGACCUCAUACUGUCUUUGCUCCAAGUAAUACUGCUAUGGAUGGCUUAGAGAAGGGUAUCUACGAUUUCUUACUGUCAUCUCAGGGUUCAAAAAAGCUUCUGGAACUUGUGCGGCAUCAUAUUGUGCAUUCAGCUGAGAUGGAAGUUGAAAAUGUUAUGUCAUCAAGACAAACUGUCAGCAUGGCAAACCAGGUUAUAAAAUUUAACAUAAGUGCUAAGGGACAAAUCCUAAUAAAUGAUAUUGCAGUGGAAGAAACAGAUGUUGUUGCCAAGAAUGGACGGAUAUAUUCACUAUCAGGAGUCCUUAUUCCUCCUUCAAUUGUACCAAUUGUACCAAAGCAAUGUAAUGAAUCAUCAGCCAAGAUGUGGAUGGGUCAGUGUAAGAAGUGUAAGGAAACUACCACUGGUUUCUGCCCUCCUGGUUCUCAGCCUGCCAAUUCACUUAAGCAUAGCUGUGUUUAUAAGGAAUCUGUAAUGGGCAUGCUGGUUCCAUUUAUCGGGUGCUUGAUGCAAUGCAUACAAACAACACAGAUACUAAAAUGCUGCCCAGGCUUUUAUGGUCCAGUCUGUAACCCAUGUCCAGGGGGUUUUGACAACCCAUGCUCUGGAAAUGGAAAGUGUAUGGAUAAAGACGGUAAUGGUACUUGCAUCUGCAAUAAGAAUUUCAAAGGAUCAAGUUGCCAGUUCUGCUCUAGAAAUAACAUGUUUGGACCCAAAUGUGAUCAAGAAUGCCCCUGCCUUCAUGGAGAGUGUGACAACAGACCAGAGAGUGAUGGCUCUUGUAAGCCAGGAUCUUGUGAGGCUGGCUAUGCAGGAAAAUUCUGUGACAUGCAGACAAGGCCAUGUGGGACAUUCAUAGACUUCUGCCAUGCACGAGCAGAUUGUACAUUUGAUAAUGGUGCACCCCGAUGCGUGUGCCAACAUGGUUAUGAAGGAGAUGGCAUAACAUGUAUAAAGGCCAGGCCUUGCUCUUCCAUUCAGAGAGGUAGAUGCAGUGCUAAUGCAGAAUGUAUUAACACAGGCCUUGGAAAUCAUACCUGUAAGUGUUUACCAGGGUGGACAGGUGAUGGGUAUGACUGCAUUGAAAUCAAUAACUGCUUGACUGAAAAACGAGGAGGUUGUCAUGCAAAUGCAAGCUGCAUUUAUAUAGGUCCUGGACAAAGUACUUGUGAAUGCAAUACUGGAUUUCGAGGGACUGGAAUUGAAUGUGAAACAAUUGACCCUUGUAUAGAACAACAAGUCAAUUGCCACUUUUUGGCUCUGUGCUUUAAUGAUUCUCCUGGAACAUGGCAAUGCCUUUGUCCUCAAGGAUAUUCCGGUGAUGGCAGCAUAUGUUACAGCAAUGCAGCAAAUGAACUGUCUUACCUCUCAGAAGCUAAUCGAUUCAAAAAAUGGCUAGAGACUGCAGGUUUAAUCCAAACUCUUAAAGAACCUGGAAAUCUAACUGUUCUUGUACCUUCCCUAAGUGCCAUAGCAAAUAUGGACAAAGAUGAGCAGGCCUUCUGGACAUCCGAACAAAACUUGGGAACUUUAAUAAAAUACCACAUCUUAACAAAUACAUAUAAACUUGCAAAUCUGGUGAAUAUGUUUUCUUCAAACUCACAACUGGCGACAUCAUUACAUGGCAACUUCCUCAGUAUUACUAAAGAAAAUGAGAGCAUAGCAAUUCAUGGUGCGAAUAUAGUCGUUGGUGACGUGGCAGCAACAAAUGGAGUGAUACAUGUUAUUGAUAAGGUCCUGAUACCCCCUCAGCUUAUGAGCAGCUCUGUACCUGACCUGCUAACUCGACUGGAACAGAUACCUGAAUACUCCAUUUUCAGAGGUUACAUAAUUCAAUACAGUUUGGCCACAGGAAUUGAGAGUGGAGAUGGGUACACAGUAUUUGCACCAUCAAAUGAUGCCAUUCAGAAUUUCGUGCAGCAGAAAAGAACUGCAACUUUGGAUGAAGACACAAUGAAGUACCAUGUAAUUGUUGGUGAAAAACUUAUGCAACAGGAUCUGCAUAAUGGGAUGCAUCGAGAAACCAUGCUUGGAUUUUCAUAUCAAGUGGGCUUUUUUCUCAGAGAUACACAGCUUUUCAUAAAUGAUGUUCCAAUAAAUUACACAAAUCUAGAAACUGAUAAAGGAGUCAUUCAUGGCAUUGGAAGUGUUCUGGAAAUUCAGAAGAACAGAUGUGAUGUCAAUGACACUACCAUUGAACUGGGAAAGUGUACAACCUGUCAGAAUCCACCUGUUUGCCCUCCAGGAACUGUACCUCUGGUAGGAGAAAAAACGUCCUGCCUUUUCACAUUGUAUCUCCUGGGAACGAGGGUAAUGUACCUUGGAUGCAGAGCAAAAUGUGUGAAAACAAUAAUUAGCAGAGACUGUUGCUCUGGUUUUUAUGGUGAGCAGUGUCAGUCAUGUCCUGGAAAACCGGGAAAUCCUUGCUUUGGAAAUGGAAUCUGCCAAGAUGGCAUAAAUGGAACAGGACUAUGUGAAUGUGAAGAAGGUUUUGAAGGAACAGCAUGUGAGUCUUGCAUUAAAGGACGGUAUGGAUCAAACUGUGAUCAAGAGUGUACAUGUGUCAAUGGGAAGUGCAGUGAGUCCAUUGAAGGAGACGGAUCCUGUGACUGUGACAUAAGUUGGAGAGGUGUGACAUGUGAAACUAAAAUCACAGGAGAUAACUGCAAUUCAACAUGCCAUACAAGUGCCAAUUGCCUGAUUGACACUGAUGGGAGAUGGUACUGCAAGUGUGCAGCUGGAUUUAAAGGAAAUGGCACAAGCUGUGCAGUUAUGAAUGCAUGUGAGACCAGUAAUGGUGGUUGUUCAGAAAAUGCAGACUGCAAAAGAACAACCCCUGGAAACAGACAGUGUAUUUGUAAAGCAGGCUACACUGGAGAUGGAAUUGUGUGUAUAGGAAUUAAUCCUUGUCUGGAGAAUCACGGAGGAUGUGAUACACAUGCUGAAUGUACUCAAACUGGCCCUAAUCAGGCAGCAUGCAACUGCAUGCAAGGAUACACAGGAAAUGGCAAGACAUGUACAUCCAUCAACCCUUGUGAAACUGAAAAUGGUGGCUGCAGUGAAAAUGCUAUCUGCAAUCACACAGGACCAUCAGAGAGAAGCUGUGAAUGUAAAACGGGAUUUAUUGGAGAUGGGAUCAAGUGUCGAGGGAAUGUUGCCAAGGAGUUAGCAGAGGAUUCACGUACAUCUCACUUCUUUCUGCAGAUUGUGGCUGCUAAAAUGAAUGAUAUUACAGGACCAGGUCCUUUUACAGUCUUUGUCCCCAGUCAAGAAGCUUUCAUCGGUGAACCAUCAGUAUCACAGUGGAAAAAGACAGGACAAAUGGCACAAAUCCUUCGUUAUCACAUAGUCGGAUGCAGACAACUACUGUUCAAUGAACUGAUGUCAAUGAAAACAAACAUCACUACCCUUCAUGGGGAUGUCAUUACACCCUCAUAUGUUCAGAAUUCAUUGUUUUUGAAUGGCAAGGCAAAGAUCAUAGCUAGUGAUUAUAUCACUACGAAUGGAAUAAUACACAUCAUUGACAAGGUUCUUGUUCCCCCAAAUCUGAAGGAUGUACCGAGCAAAAAUUUGGAUAACUUCACAAAAGUAGCAGAAAACAAUGGAUAUAUGGUGAUAAGUAAACUGUUCCAGGAUGCAGACCUGCUGAAAGAAAUUACUAAUCCUCUUCAUAUUCCAGUCACUGUUUUCUGGCCUACAGAUAAGGUCAUCAACUCGUUACCCAAAGAACAGAAAGAUUUCCUAUAUAACAAAGACAACAAGAAACAGCUCCAAGAAUACUUAAAGUAUCACAUCAUUAGAGAUGCCAAGAUCACAGCUUCAGAUCUUCCUAACACCAAUUCACUAACUACAUUCCAAGGAUCAAAUCUCACUGCUGAGUGUGGAAAGAAGGACAACAUUGGUGAUCUGUACCUGAAUGAAAGGAAAUGCAAAAUUAUACAAAGACAUAUUGAGUUCAAUGGUGGAAUUGCAUAUGGAAUUGAUUGCUUGCUGACACCUCCGAGCAUUGGUGGUCGAUGUGAUAUUACAUUUGCUACUGAAAUACCGGGAACUUGUGGUGCAUGUUACAACAUUCCUCCAUGCCCACCCACAAGCAAACCGACGGAAGAAACAAAGAAGUGUACAUAUGUUCUGCCCUUCAGCAGAAAGACUACAAAUGGUUGUCAACGAGUGUGCAAUCUAUUUGUUUGGAAGCCUAAAUGCUGCGACAAUUACUUUGGACCUAACUGUCAAGCUUGCCCGGGAGGACCUGAGACACCGUGCAACAACCAUGGCACCUGUGACAGUGGGUAUUCAGGAACAGGCGAAUGCAAAUGCAAUCCUGGAUUCAAUGGCACUGCAUGUGAACUUUGCCAGCCUGGAAGAUUCGGUUCUGAGUGCAAACGUUGUGACUGCACUGAGAAUGGUCAGUGUGAUGAAGGUUAUGAUGGGACAGGAGCCUGUAGUUGUAACAGUGGAUGGACAGGACAAAGAUGUGAAUCAAAACAAGCUGAGGUACCAGUAUGUUCACCAGCAUGCUCUCCUAAUGCCAUGUGCAGGCCAAACAACACAUGUGAAUGCAAGCCAUAUUUUGAGGGAGACGGCAUCACUUGUAAACUUGUUGACCACUGUAAGCAGAACAAUGGAGGUUGUCCCAAGACUUCUCUCUGCUUCCAGAGUGGAGUUAAAGUUUCAUGCCAAUGUCAGAGUGGAUACAGUGGUGACGGCUACAACUGUAUGCCAAUCAAUCCAUGCAUAGACGGAAACAAUGGUGGCUGCCAUGAACACGCUACUUGUAUGAUGACAGGGCCAAAUAAACGUACCUGUGAAUGUAAGGAUGGUUUCAUUGGAGAUGGAGUUAAUUGUACUGUGAAGGAGACCCUCACUAAUCGCUGCUUACUGGACAAUGGACAGUGCCAUGCUAAUGCAAACUGUACUGACCUACACUUUGAAGACAGUACUGUUGGAGUAUUUCAUGUACAGUCUCCUAAAGGACAGUACAAGUACACGUAUGAUGAAGCUGUUGAGGCUUGUAAAAAUGAAGAUGCCAAAUUAGCGACAUACAACCAACUGGCAUAUGCACAACAGGCUGGAUUUCAUUUGUGUUCUGUAGGUUGGUUAGAUGAACAGAAAGCGGCAUACCCAACUGCCUACUCUAGCCAAAACUGUGGAUUUGGGAAAGUUGGCAUCAUUGAUUAUGGGAUUCGGAUCAACUUGAAUGAAACCAGAGAUGCCUUCUGUUAUAGAAUGAAAGACGUCCAGUGUACCUGUAAAUAUGGUUAUGUUGGUGAUGGCUAUUCCUGUAGUGGCAACAUGCUGCAAGUCCUGAUGUCUUUCCCUACAUUCAACAAUUUCCUGUCAGAAAUCCUGAUGUAUUAUGACACAUCACCAAAAGGCAAGCAGUUCAUGAGCCAGCUCACGAACCUAACCCUCCAAGCGACACUUUUUGUACCUGACAAUGUGGCACUAAACGAAAAUAAGACUCUUUCAGGGCGGGACAUUGAGUAUCACAUUUCCUUCUCCAAAACAGUGUACCUCGAUGAUAUGGAAAAUGGCACUGUUCUUUCAACACCAAUAGGACAUAAACUUCUAAUAACAAUGGAUCCAGACCAGGAGUCUUCCUCACCUGAGAACAAAACAAGGUAUGUAAAUGGAAAGACAAUUGUCAACUGGGAUUACAUUGCAUCGAAUGGAAUUAUCCACGUGAUAUCAGAGCCAUUAAUAGCUCCACCAGAACCACCAAGCGCUAUUCAUGCUGGUAUUGGAUUAGGAAUCUUCGUUGGAGUUGUGAUUCUUAUCAUAGUCUUACUCUUGGUCGGAUACUACUACUACAGGAAUAACAAAGGACUCUUUCACUUCCGUUACUUUAAGGAGACUGAUGAACAGCAGCUGGUUGAAAAUGAAACGUAUGAUGAAAUGUGAAUACCCAGAGCCUAUAGCAGAUAUUUUUGACUGUAAAAAACAAUAUUCAUGCAAUCUGCAAUGGCUCAGUAAAACCAUGAUACUGUACAACUAGAUGGACAGUGAAUAUACUGGACUAGAAUGAAAUGAGCCUUUGUCUCCUGUUUAAAUGUGAACUGGACUGUCUGCUCUUUUGCCUUUUUUCUGCAUGCAUACCCUAAACUAUAACACUACUGCUGUUACAGAGAUGAAGAAAAAACAUCCUUGAUGUGCUGUAAUCCAUGUUGAAGCAAAUGGUGUUUUAAUAGUGUGUUCAUGUCAUGCAGCUCCAUUGUGAGCAAACCCUUUCAUUUUUGGAAGGACUACUACUUCAUUCUUUUAAAUCAGUCCCUACAUUUCGUUACAGACAUUACAGAACAAAAUCUCUGCCUUUUUGCAGCUCUGAGAAUCACAUCACUCACCGGACUUUCUAAUGCUGACAUAAAAUGUGCACCAAAAGUAGAACCUGUUGAGUAUUCGAACUGACUGGACUGGAAUGCCUUCAGAUUUGCUUCGGUUAAGCAUUGCUCAUUAAGGAUUUCUUUAUAGAAGCUGCAAAGGAUUUGCUGGUGAAUCAGUAGUGGACAUUUUGCAGCCUUUUUGUUUCUGUUACAUAUACAGCAUUGGUAAAGACAAAUACUUGCAGUAAAUUACCAUUAAUUCUGAAAAACACAGACUCUGCAUGUAGACAAAAAAAAAUUAAAUGUAUUCCAAAAACUUUCCAACCAGCCUAUGCAGACUGCUCAGCAGAGCUCCUGCAGUUGUUAUCUGUAAGUGAUGCAGAUGGUUGUUGGUAGAGCAUCAUAACAUGUAAUAAAAUAAAAGCUAGUCUUAGAAUCCAAGAACAACAUCAACCAUCAGAAGAAAAAUAAAUAAAUCUGGACAUUUCCUGUUGAUUUGUUAAUGAAAGGGCCACUUCAGUUUCCUAGGUGACUGCACAGCUAGAUUCUAGAUGUGACAUUCUGUGAUGAGUUCUUUUGAAACAAGUCCUAAAACACACACACUCAUACACAUAAUACAUAGUAAAUGUGCUGGCCUGUUUUGAUUACUUGAUGUAUAAAAUGUUACAGUAAAAUUGCAUUGCAUUUUCAUUGUCACUCUGUACAGAUUAUUUGCCAUUUGCAGCGACAUGCAGUGAUGGCCAAACAGCAUUACAUUUAUCUAAAGAAGACUUUCAGAUGAAAUAAAAAGCAACAAACUAACAUUACAUACUGACCCAAUACCAUGGAACAAACAACUUUGUGCCUUGUCCAAAGCUGUUAUGCCUCCUGCAUUGUCCAGAGCCAGAAACUAAGUAGCACUUUAUCUUCAAUUCCUACCU